Messenger RNA from Fomitopsis serialis, 2520 nucleotides. RefSeq lists its product as uncharacterized. The transcript is spliced from 21 exons. The annotation marks the transcript as partial. The record is from RefSeq and is a predicted model, not a curated record. NCBI's taxonomy places the organism in Eukaryota, Fungi, Basidiomycota, Agaricomycetes, Polyporales, Fomitopsidaceae.
GAACGCCAGCCUCUGCUGCGUGCACAGAGUGUAGAUGCUACUGAGGUAUAUCCCAUCAUUCUGAUGGUUCGCUCGGUACAUACACCCCUUACGUAUGAUGCGCUCACAGCACCAGAUCUGACGUACACCCUCGUACGCCCGCUCGAAGAGAAAUACAAUGGGUACCAACGAGCAGGCAACCUCUCCAUCGUCUUCUGCCUGCUCGUGAACUGCGUCUACUUCCGGCGGGACGACCACCUUAUGACCGCUGCGCUAUCUCGCACACGUGCGUUGCUCUGCGAGCUUCUAGCCAUUCGCGCUCUGCGUUUGCACGCAGACAACAUGCUGGAGCUCGCGCUGGCAAUAGCAACCAGCUGGCCGGUGUAUUCAGGUGCGCCGGCAGAGCUGAUCGAACGCGCAAGGGAGGAACGGGACGGCGAUCUGGAGGAGAGGAUCGGGAACGCCAUUGAGAUGGCGAUUCUGGGUCAGGCGAAGCGGUUUACAAAUAGCUCAGCAUGCCAAAAGGUCAUUGACGGAAUAUGGAGCGGAAAGAUCGUGUACCAGGCGGACAGCAGUCGUUCCAUCUUGUCCGAUACGUACAAGCGUACACCAAUACACUUCUACGACCCUCACAAAGCACCACUGCUUGACCACUACCGUCUGAAAGUCCCGGCAAUCCGCUCAGUUCUAGAAUUCACGAACUUCCUCAUUCUGUUCAUCCUAUUCGUCGUCGCCCUGGAGUUCAAUGAGCGAAAUCGCAUAAACGCCGCCGAGGGUAUAUUCAUCAUAUACGCGCUUGGUUUCACGCUCGAGAAGAUUGCAGCAAUGCAAGAGCACGGGAUCAAAGUGUACUUCAAGGGAACCUGGAAUGGCUUCGAUCUGGCGUUUGUGACACUAUACUGCACAUAUGCCAUCCUGAGAUGUGUAGGCGUCUACAAUCAUAACAAAUGGGCGUCGCUCGCAGGGAUAGAUUUCUUGGCCAUAAUCGCUGUACUGAUGUUUCCGAGGCUGGCGUUUGUGACACUGAAAGAUAAUGUCAUGGUGCUCUCCCUGCGUGCCAUGAUAAUGCAAUUCGUCAUCCUGAUGGCCAUCGCUGCGUUUUGCUUCGGUGGCUUCUUGUAUGCCCUCUGGACGUACGUACCACUGCAUUUGAUACGUACGGCCCUCUCAUUGAGCACUAUUAUAUGUACAAUUGCUUGGUGGAUGCUAGAUCUAUGGUUUGGUCUCGACGCCAGUGGCUUCGACAACGCAUCUAAGUUCCAUCCCGUUUUCGGCCCUGUAAUGAUGGUCGCAUAUGCGUGCCUCAGUAACACGCUUCUGCUGACAAGUAAGCCGUUGCCUUUCAUCCUUUCUAAUACAUUUGCAACCAUUGCUGAUGAUGCUACCGCGGAGGCUAUGUUCCGCCGUGCUGUCCUCACCAUAGAGGGAGUGAAGGCCGACUCGCUCUUUUCAUAUCAACCACCUAUCAAUUUAGUCGCCCUCUGUGUUAUGCUGCCAGCGAGUUACAUCCUGACUCCGAGAUGGUUUCAUAAGGUCAACGUCUUCAUGAUUAGAUUAACGAGCUUCCCUGUCUUGCUUCUCAUUGCGUGGUACGAGAGACAAGCCAAGCAGACGGGGACGUUCACUUUCAGCGAGACGAUGUCAAAGGCGGCAGACAAGGUCUUUGACACAUUGCCUCGGUCCAUCAAACGCAUGACGUUCUUUGAGGGACUCAGUGGCCCUGACGCAGAUAUCGACGCGAUCUUCGAAAUCGGAGAUUUCUACGAGAAUAGCGCUCUCGACAUGGAAGACGCCGACCAGACCGCCCCCGCUGACAUCCUCCAGCACCGCCGUCCCUCCCAAGCCUCCCGCGCAUCCCGACGGCGCGUCUCGCAAUCCCACUCGCAGACUAGCACCCCUCCGCGCUCUGCCAUGUCGCUUUCCACGAAAAGUGAGCGCCCCAUGAGCGGACCCUCGUCCAUCCCGCUCCCGCGGAACCGCCUCAACUCGAUCGUCACCCGCGGGCUCGACAACGUACAGAGCCUCGCGAGCCCGCUCGCACAGGUCUUCCAGCCGCUCAUCAUGGAUCAGGAGAACGAGGCUGAGCAGCCAGCGCAGGACGGUGGCGCGCAGGUGAGCUAUGGGCCUGCGUCGAGGCGCAGGCUGUCGUCCAUGCAGAGGAGGCCGACAGCAGUGGGGCAAACGGGACACACGGAUCCAUUCGGGGGUGUUCUAUUCUCGGGACACGCUGGUUCGGGGCAGGGCUUGGGCGCGAGGAAGCUCCCUGGUGCGCCGACGGUAACGAGCCCAGGAGCAAGGCUGGGGAUCACAGGGCAGGCGCUGUCGUCGAGCCCGGAGACGCGGGACGUACGGAGUUCGGGAGAUAGGGACAGAGAUGCUCGGUCGGUGCACGGGCAAACUCACUCGCAUGAGCCGCUGGAGACGGCGGAAGAGGAACAGGAGGAAGGCAAAAUGCCUAUGGACAGGAGGCUGGAUGGCAUUGAGCGGAGGCAGCAGCGGAUCGAAGAGCUCUUGGAGCGAUUGGUCUCUAAGUCAGAGUAG